CACUGAUCGAUCGAUAAGAAGACGUCCAUGUUAUUUUUUUUAAAAAUUGAAAUCAAUUAUUCUACCUACAUUUCUAAGAUUUCGACGCAUCAAAUUCUCGCUCACUGAUCUUAGGAUUACUCGUAUACAUUCCACAGUAAAAUUGUUUUGUACAUUCCUAUCAAAUCUGUGAUUAAACCAUCAAUUGUUGGUACAUAAUAUUCAUCUAUUUAUUUAUUUAUUUAGUCCAUUAGCGAAAAAAAGAAGGAUAUUUAUCAUAACAAACAUUCAACUUUGAAAGUUUAUCUUGCUUUGUGUACACAUGUUCGUCAGACCGCCUACAGUUCGAACAACCAGAAACCCCCGUAGACGACCCCCACAUAUACUUGGUUUGAAUGAAAUGAAUCGUCCACUGUUACGACAAGUGAUCAGAAGUCGUCGAUCGAAUCCAGUCCGUGAAGCAUAUGUAUUAGAAAUAAGAGAAGGUCCUGUGGUUAAUAACAACUCAAAUACAGCUAAUACAAGGAUGAUACCCCAGCCAUGGGUUACUGUGCGCGACUAUUUUAAGGGAAAUGACUUUGUCAGUCUUCCUGUUUCUAUUUGCAACACAUUAUUGAAACACCUUAUGACAUGUGCCAUAGUUGAUGAUGACCACCGAGUAGAAAGCUCUGAAGAUAGUGAAAUUGAGUGUACUACUUCACCUUCCCCCAAAGUUGGAGAAGAGGCAAGUUUAACUGAAACAUCCGGUGAAACAGCAUCACAGGUUGAAGGGGGAGCAUCUGAAGGUACGAAAGUCAUCAAGAAAGUAUCUUCACGUGUCAAACCUCAUACCUUCCAGCUUAGUUUAUUAAAACCUAUAAGAAUAGUGUGUGAAGCAACAGGAUGUACACUGGAGGUUACGGCACGUAAUCCUUUGCCAAAACACACAUCUACUAGUUCAGAAGAACCAACACAAACAGUCCAAGCUGAUCCUGACAAGCGAUGGCUUAUUUCAGCUCCACUAGAAGUUCGUAAAAGUAAUUCUUCAGGUGGUGAGCAUACCUUGGAUGGCAGUGGAAUUGGUAGUACCACUAAUGGAAGUGGUCGACGUCAGUACUCCUGGGAAACACGUGGCACCUUGGAACUACAUACGAGUCUGAUGCCCAAGCUAUUAACAUUUCUUGCCGAUGUUGCGACACGUUAUCGAGCAAUUGAUUUAAUUCCAAAAGUUCAAUCACUAUACAGUAUAUCGGGUGAAAGAAGGUUUUUAUUUAAUUUAAAAGAUACUCGAUGGGGAAAACGAAUUCACAUUUCUCAAGUUACAGACCUACAUCGUAAUGUUAUCGGCAUUCCGUUAGAGGAUUUGGUUAGCUUUCGCUCAAGGUUAGAUACGGUGAUAAAAAGUUUAGGAUUGGAAGAUCAAUAUGCCAUACGCUCAUCUAUCCACAGAAACAGUGAAAAUAGAUCAACACAUAAGCAACAACAUGCACCAGUUUCAUCUCAAGAUACUUCUAAUUUGCCAAGUGAAUCCGUAGGUGGAGUGAAUAGUACAGAAAUAGACGAGGAGAACAAUCGAAUCGACACUAGCAAUACACAAAAUCGUACUCAUGGACGUGAAAAUCGUCCUUCACGUACAGGGGUAUUCGCACUAAACAAUAAGGAAAACAGAAAUGCUGGGACAUAUGAUAGUGAAUCUGGACAGCGUCGUAACCGUGGUAACAGGUUCGGAAGACGUAGUAAUUGGACGAAUGGAGGACGUGGAAAUCCAAUGAAACGAAGAGAUAAGAAUCAAUUAUCUUCUAAUCAAGAUUUAAAAACAUCUGAUGAAAUUGAACACAAUGAAGUAAACACAAAUUCUAAUCUUCAGAAUUCACUCGAACCUGUUGUUGAACCGACUCGAAUAACGCCUGCAGCUGAGGCCAGUGCAUAAGUAAAAUAUUUUGACUACAUAGUUAUAAUGAGUAUUCUGAAUAUGUUUACACUUAUCAGUCUACAUGCUAUUUGUUUUCUCUGUGCAUUAGACAAUUUUAUAAUUAUUGUUUUAUGUUUGUAUUAUCUAAAAACAAAACAACAGAUGAACUCAAUUAUUUGUUUUUAAACUUUGAAGUAUUUCAAGUUGUAUAAUUGAACCUCUGAACGAAUAUGUUUUUCAUUUUUUCGGGUUAAACUCAUAUAUUGAGAGUUAAUAAAACCAAUCAAAUUGUUCAUUCAUUAAAAAUAUCAUUAGAUAUAUAUUCUCCCCGUGUUUCAUAAAUUUGCCUGUUUUUUGAGAGAGAAAAAAGAUACAUACUACUAUUCAACUAAGCAUUUUUCUGACUGAUCAGUCUUUUAUAAUUUUAACUAUUUCUCAUUCCGAAAACUAUCAUCGUUGUGUUGAAGAACGUGAACAUUCUUGAAAACCUUGAAAGUAAGCCUUCAAAGUAAUCACUCAAUUUUUUUUUACUAGUCACUCUAUAGUUAUUUAAUCUCCGGUACAAAUUUAGCUCUGUUGAUCAAUUUAUGAAUGGGUUCAUCCGGUUUUAGAUAGUUGAAGGGAAUUACCAGGUAGUUCCGAAUGAUCGAGUAAUUCAUGUUUAAACCCUUUGCAAGCUAUUGAUUUCCCUAGUUUUACAGUCAUUUCGAGAUAACUAAUGACAACUUCUGGUAUGAAACAAAUUUAUUGAUUUUGUUAGUAGCAUGUAUCCAAUUUUGAGGUAUUUCAUAUUACGGCUUUUCAUUCAAUAUAAAGCCAAAUAGUCAGGCAAUAUGAAAUCAACCAUACAUGGGUAAUUUAUUAUCUCUUGUUUUUCGAUGUAAUAAAUGAUAACUUAAUGAAACUCAACCCCCAAACCAUAAGUAAUAAUACCGUAUUGAAUUUUUAGCUACAAAAAAGUAGUGUGGCCUAAUGAUUCCACUUCAACAUAAUAAUAAUAAUAAUAAUAAUA
Molecule: messenger RNA, 2882 nt
Organism: Schistosoma bovis
Lineage: Eukaryota; Metazoa; Platyhelminthes; Trematoda; Strigeidida; Schistosomatidae
Source: the annotation of a GenBank genome assembly